Messenger RNA from Melampsora larici-populina 98AG31, 1632 nucleotides. RefSeq lists its product as uncharacterized. Gene Ontology annotation, molecular function: mRNA binding; guanyl-nucleotide exchange factor activity. Bases 1 to 768 code for a protein of 255 amino acids. Gene Ontology annotation, cellular component: cytoplasmic stress granule. The transcript has 6 exons. Lineage: Eukaryota; Fungi; Basidiomycota; Pucciniomycetes; Pucciniales; Melampsoraceae. The record is from RefSeq and is a predicted model, not a curated record. Gene Ontology annotation, biological process: small GTPase-mediated signal transduction.
AUGGAAAGCCCUUUACGUAAAGCACAUACACGUUGUAUACCAUUCUUGAGUGUUUAUCUUACUGAUGUUACGUUUUGUCAUGAGGGAAUUCCUACUCAUCGUACUUCUCCUAUUGAUCCGAAUUUUGAACAAUUAAUUUUGAUAAAUAACAAUGCUGCAGUUGCGUUCUUCCAUACUGCAACCUUUCAAGGUAUUGCAUUGCAUAACCGUCGCCUUAAGGUUGGAUGGGGUAAACAUUCUGGACCACCCUCUCCCGGUAUUGCCAUGGUGGUGCAAGCGGGUGGUUCUCGUAAUGUUUACAUUGGUCAAAUUGAAGACUUUGAGGCAUUUGACGAGGCCAAGAUCAGGCAAGACUUCUCACAGUACGGUGAGAUCGAGUUGGUCAACUUGCUUAAAGAGAAGAAUUGCGCCUUUGUAAAUUUCACAAACAUUGCCAAUUCGAUCAAGGCGAUUGAAGGUAUCAAACAGAAUGAAGAAUACUCAAAGUUCAAGAUCGCGUACGGUAACGAUCGAUGUGCCAAUGCCCCGCGUAACGCACCUUGGGCUCAAAUCUUUUCACCUACCAUCCCGACUCCUGGUGCCGGUCCCCGAAGUGCUCCUGCCCAGAUGACAGGUUUUAACCAUCACAUGCUUGGCGAAACAUCCCCUGUGUACAGUGCCAAUGGAUUCUCGCCCAACCCGACUGCUGAGGACCUUGCGCAUAUCGUGGUGACAGCUGAUGGUGGAAGUGUCCAUCCUGGUCAGGAAGUUGCGCAUGGCGAGGCUUAGUCAAGACCUCUCAAAUCACCACCACUCAUAUCUUGUCUAGACUUUUUACAAUUUCACGGUGAUAUAUGGAUGUAGUUUUGUUUCGUGUCAAUUUUUGGGCAAGUGGCUGAUCGGUAUAGAGCCUUUUAAAGUUAAUUUCGGCAUCAUCGACAACAAGUUUUUUCGUUUCUUCUCCACAAACAUCAUGGGUUGAUACUAGUGGGGUGAAUAGAGGACGCUUGAAGUCUUAUCUUACAAUUCCAAUCAGGGUUUUUGACUCGCCACAAUUUUCACAUUUAAACCUCUUGUUAACUCAGCAUUUUAUUUUUCAGACAAAACCUUUCAGAAAGUGGCAAGUCGUUGGUGACAAGCAAACAAAAUGUGUAUUGGAGCUUUUUCAUUUUUUCAUUUUUGUUUUUGCUCUCAGUAUUUCAUCUUCCUACCCAAAAAAAUCCUUUUUCCUCUUGAUCGUCCCACUCAAAAAGCAAAAAAAAACUCAAAGAAUUACAUCAAAGAUGUUGAUCGAUGUAGUAGUUUUGAUAAUGGUUUCUUAUUUUAGAUAACUUCAUUCCCGCUGAUCGGAUCUCUAGAUGUAUCCAUUCUCUUCAUCAUUCCUAUCAACACAUAGUACUGCUCUACCAUUUUCCAUUUGAUCACAAACCAUCAUUUUGUUCCAUGAUGUUUUUUUGUGGAUCAUAUCAAAUUGCAUACACCAUUGGUCUUUGGUCUUUUAUUUUACUUCUCUAGCUCUGCUGCUUUUUUUGAAUUGAUUUAUCAAAAGCUGAUGAUCAGUUUUUGCAGAAAAACAAAAACCCCAAUGUGAAUUCAAAAACUUGCUUCUUAAUCAUAUCUCUGAUUUUAGAGAAUUCAUUUUUAAUUUCAAUU